This is a messenger RNA of Copidosoma floridanum, 2464 nucleotides long. RefSeq names its product RRM1_TatSF1_like and RRM2_TatSF1_like domain-containing protein barc (gene barc). Gene Ontology annotation, cellular component: U2 snRNP; U2-type spliceosomal complex. Lineage: Eukaryota; Metazoa; Arthropoda; Insecta; Hymenoptera; Encyrtidae. Gene Ontology annotation, molecular function: RNA binding. The record is from RefSeq and is a predicted model, not a curated record. Gene Ontology annotation, biological process: mRNA splicing, via spliceosome.
UAAGAUCCGUUGGUCACUUGGUCGGGUAUCUGAUAAUCUGAUUGCCAUCAGAGAUCAGAGAAAAUUUUUUCAUUUUUAAUCGUACAAUUGUGAAUUAAGAAUUAAAUAAACUGCUACUUUAGUACUGAAAUAUUUGAUGUGCAAGUUAAACUAUUGUAUAAUGCGAAGGCUAAUCAACAAAGUUGUUACCAUGAAGUUUUUCAGUGAUUUUUUUAAGUGAAUUCCUAAAAUGUGUAGUUAACCUAAGUUUUCAGAACACAAUUUUGUUGAGUAUUCGCAUCGAAAAAAUGAGUGAACAAGAAAUUGAUAUAAAAAAAAGUGAAAGUGCACCGACAGUCCCAAAGGAUGGUCAAAGCAUCAAAUCAAAUGACUGUGAUAGUAAUGAGCUAAACCAAGAUGUAAGCUCAAGGGAUGAGAGUGUUGAUGGUGAAGGUGCUCAUAAACAAGAAAAUAAAAUUGAUGAACCAAAAGUUCUGGAACAGUCCACUUUAACGAUUCCUUACGUGCCACCAAAGCCACUUGUUAAAGAAAUUCCAAAAGUAAAUUACAAAAAGCGUGAUGAUGACGACAUUGAGGAAUUUGAUACUGAUGAGGAAGAGGAAACGAAUGCUAAAGAGCAGCACAGUUACACUAAUAAUAUUAGUUAUGAGGGUGGCCAAUGUGUAUACACUGAGCCAGGCACUGGCAGGAAAUUAGUUUGGAAUAGUGCAGAAAACAAGUGGUGUCCUAAAGAAGAAAAUAGCGAUACGUCGAAUCCUAUGAAAGAUUAUGAAUUUGAUGGUAAACAUUAUGUAUACACUGAUAAAAAUACCAAGGUUACGUAUAAGUUUAUACAGGAAAAGAAUGAAUGGGUUGUAAAAAAUGAUGAUGAGGUAGAAACUGGAAGUGCUGUGGUGAUGAAGGAUAAAGCUGAUCAGCAGACAACAGCUCAAGGCGUUUAUGGAUUUGAAAAUGAUACUCAUACUUACACUGAUCCAGCUGAUGGCACAUCAUACUUUUGGGAUAAAGAGAAAAAUGCGUGGUUCCCUAAGCUUGAUGAUGACUUUAUGGCAAGGUAUCAAAUGAAUUAUGGUUUCACUGGCUCAAACAGUACCAGUUCUACGAAUGAACCAAGUUUACCUUCCGAAGAUCCACCAAAGCCUCCCCAAAAACCGAAAUUAACUAAAGAAGAGAGAAAGGCGGAAAACAAAAGGAAAGCAAAAGAAGCUCCAACAUGGUUUGAUGUAGAUGAAAAACAUAAUCUGACAGUUUACAUUUCUAAUUUGCCUCUUGACAUAACCAUGGAUGAACUAAAAGAGUUGGUUUGUAAAUGUGGACUGCUUGCACGUGAUGAGAAAGGUGUUGAUAAGCUCAAGUUAUAUGCUGAUGAAAGUGGAGAUCUGAAGGGAGAUGCUCGUUGUACAUAUAUUAAACUUGAAUCAGUCGAGUUGGCUCUUGAUAUUUUAGAUGGCUGGAACAUCAGAGGAAAGACUCUUAGUGUACAAAGAGCUAAAUUCCAGUUGAAAGGGGAGUAUGAUCCAUCAAAAAAGCCAAAACGAAAAAACAAGGACAAAGAUAAGCAGAAGAAAAUCCACGAUAAGCUCUUGGACUGGCGGCCUGAUAAGAUGUUGGGAGAGCCUCUCAAAUGCGAACGUGUAGUCAUUUUAAAGAAUCUCUUUCAACCCGAAGACUUUGAUAAAGAUCCAAAGUUGAUUUUAGAAUUCACCCAAGACAUCAGAUCUGAAUGCGUGAAAUGUGGUGAAGUAAAAAAAGUCACUCUUUAUGAUCGAAAUCCCGAAGGCGUUGCACAAGUGACGUUCAAAGAAAUCGAGGAAGCUCAAGCUUGCAUAGAGCUGUUAAACGGCCGAUGGUUCGGUCAGAGGAAAAUAACUGCUGAAAUAUGGGAUGGCCGGACUAAAUAUAAAAUUAAAGAGACAGAGGAACAAAUCGAAGCAAGAAUGAAAAAGUGGGAUGAUUAUUUGGAUGGACAGGACGGAACUGAAAGUAAAACUGCAGCGGAAAAUAUAAAAAGUACAACAGGUGACGAUGCCGAUACAAAUAAAAAUUUGCAUUCCCAGUCAUCAGUUGCAGAAGCACUUUAGUGUUUUCUUGUUACCUAUAGUUGAGAUCUAUUUUAAACGAUGCUAUAAUAAUGUUGAAGAAAUUUUUUGAAAUAUUUUUAACAUUAAAAAUUUUAAAUCCAUCUAUUUCAAGAAAAAUAAAUCGCCAAUUUGAUUCGAAUAGAAUAUGGUGGGUAAAAUUUAUUUUUUAUUGAAUAAAAAUAAAAAGUAAACGUUAUGAUCUUCUUUGGAUUGUCUUUUAUGUUUCUACAGUUUUAGUAGUAUACAUGAUGGUUUUGUGAAAUCAUUAAGAUGCAUCAUAACAAUUGAUAUGUAAAGAAAAAAAAAUUCUCUAAAUAAUUAAUGUUAGAAAACGUUUUUUGUUACUUUUCAACGACAUCUAGUAUACAGUUUCAUUUAAGUAA